This is a messenger RNA of Tuber aestivum (summer truffle), 1716 nucleotides long. The record is from the annotation of a GenBank genome assembly. Lineage: Eukaryota; Fungi; Ascomycota; Pezizomycetes; Pezizales; Tuberaceae.
AUGACAUUCCCGGAAAACGGCCUCUUCCCGGCGGAAAUUUCGGGCGUGGAUACCAGAAAGCGCAAACGCCCUCCGACCAACCACAUUAGAGAGCGUAAGAAGCAGCGGGUCGUGAGCUCAAUUACAGACACCAUGGAAGUCAUCUACCGCGACCUCUUCGACCUGGUGAACUACACAGCGCCAGACCAUGGGACAGCUCCACCCCUCCGGCACCUCGAAGGACAGCCCCAAGAGGUCUCAAAUUCGUUCACGGCACUGACUGACCUCCUACUCGACGACCUGAGUGACUCCGCUCACAAAAACGUGGUGUCGGAAUUGGUAGGCGCUUAUUGGACCAGUGUUCACGCCUCGGGGUUCAACUUCCGGCCCGUUGGGGCAGAAGGUACCCCCACCAGAAGUGAUUCUGAAGCGGUGGUGAGCGGAAACCACGAGAGGGCGGGCAUGCUAAUGAGUCGCUUCAUGAAGACUACUGAUCCCAAAGUCCGCUACUACAGCGCAUUCGCCCUCGCGGUUGUCUGGUCUAGGUACUGGCGCCUGGCGCAAGAGUGCGGGUGGAAGACCGUCGCGGUGCUCCUCCACUCCCCGCGAUUCCGGGACUUUGCUCGCGCCGCUAACCUCACUCGUUGGCGGGAGCUCAUGAAACUUGUUAGAGCUAACGUUAUGAGUAUCCAGCUACUCGGCUCCUUCAACACCCACUGGUACGCAGCCCUCAGCGACGCGAUUCCGGAUACGGAUGAGGUCCUAACGGAGCUCGAGAGAAUCGACUAUGAAGGGCAUUAUCAUCACUGGAGAGUGCCGAAUGAUCCUAACUCUAGAGAGGCGGAGGAGCAUGAUAAGGCGUUCGAGGUUGGAGACCACACAAGGAUAGGACGUGAUGGGAAAGCCUUCGCAGUUGAUCCUAGGCUUAAGGAUGGGGCUUUUAACAUUGCGCAGCCGUGCGGAGCUUGCGGGAAGACGUCCGGGGAGUGUCGCUGUAACCUGGAGAAUUGGUCGCCGGCUAGGGUUGAGCUGAUCGGGACUAGUGGGAGAGGUACCGGAGUUCGAGCAUUGCAGGUAUACUUUUUUUCCUUACUAUUUCUCACUUCCCCCCCCCCCAAUCUGAUUGUGAUGCGGUAUGAUUCUGACUUAGAAGAUAGAGCUUCAAAGCCGGAGAAAUAAUUGGUGAGUACGUUGGAGAGUUGAUAUCUAAUGACCAGCCGGAAGAGGAGAACGACGUUUACGUCCUUUGGGGGCACAAAAAUAGCCCCGCGACGGACUGUUAUAGUACAACCUCUUACCAUUAUGGUAAUUCCCCCCCACCCUCAUCUUUUCGGGAAGUAAUUGCUGAUCUUGCUCUCAGGGAAUUGGACCCGCUUUGUCAACCACGCCUGUGAUCCGAAUUGCACCAUCGAUCAUGUUGCCCGCCGUGGCAAGAUUCUCUCUGUGUACCGCAUCACCAAAGAUAUUCCCAUGUUCGAGGAAAUAACCACAAACUACGGCAUCGGCUACUUCCUUGGCAGAGGGCUGAAGUGUCUCUGCGAUGCAGAAACCCAUCUUCACCCAGAUAUGUAGAGGAGUGUGUCACCAUAAGGAAAAAGAAGAAGGAUUGAGCUCAUUCAAACGAGAGAGUUGUAAAAUAAUAAUAAUAGAUAGGCGAGAUUCAGGACUGAAAUGCCAAGAAAAAAAAUAAAACCAAGAAAACGCUAGGAACAAGACAAGAGGGACCCGAGAGACUCG